AUAUGGGCUUUUGGGUUCUUGGGUUUUACAAGAGAAAGGAGAGGGAAGACGAGGGCCACGAGUAAUUGCACACUGUAUAUCCUCCUCGACUUCACGUCGAUUUCUGUCUUACUGAGAACAGCUCAACAAUUAUUUUACUGUCAAUUUAAAAAAAAAAAAAAAAAAAAAAUAUUAAAAAAAGAAAAUCAGUUCGCGCUCCUCUUUUUCUUCAUUGUGUGUUACAAAAAAAAAUUUCCAAAAAAAAUCAAAAGUGCCAAAAAAGAAAAUAAAAAAAUUUCCUCUUCCGGUUCCUUCCGGUAUUUUCGUACAUUCCCUCAUGCGUCCGUGACAGCUGUCAUCUGACGUGCAAUGAUGCGCGACUUCGAUUGAUUCAGUGUCUGUGCUCCGGUGCGCGCAUCUCUUGUCACCGGAUUUCGUUUUAUCGUUCUAUUUUUUUUUCCUUUCCUUUUUUCGUUAUUCAAUAUCUGUGUGUGUGUGUGUGUGGUCAAAUAAAUUUUUCCCCUAUUUUUCAAAAUAAUAAAAUUUACUUUUUGGGACGAGGGGGGGGGGGUUAGGAAAUUGUCAAAAUAAAAAAUAAUAAAACAGUGACAAUUAAAAAAAAAAAAAAUAAUAAUAAUAACAAUUGUGUGUCAAAGAGUUUUUUUUUUCACUCUCUGCAGCUACCUGGCAAAGAGAUAAUAAUCAUCGUUGGAAAAUAGAGGAAAUUAACGUGAAAAAUGUAUGAUCAAAAGGAUGAGGAAAAGACAUCCUUUGGUGUCGACAUUCUCAACCCCUUUGUACAUCGUUUGGAGCUUGACACGACCUACGACAAGCUCAAGACGGCGUUCCUUACAGUUGCCUUACUGCCGUUUAGGCUGGCAGCAAUCACAGCUUUAGUAAUAAUGGCCUGGUUACUAGCUUGUUUAGGAUUACACGGUCUCUCCGAAGAUGAUCUUCGAAGAGCUCCACUACAAGGAUGGAGGCGCAAAGUAGUACCCUGGUUAUGUUUUCUGGGACGGCUGACAUAUCAAGCAGGGGGAAUGAAAAUUGUGGUACGUGGAAAACAAGCAUCCCGAGCUGAAGCGCCAAUCUUAGUGGUCGCACCACAUUCCACAUUUAUAGACGGUGGUAUCGUCUAUGUUACUGGAUUUCCUUCCAUCAUCGUUAGACGAGAAUCAGGAUUGAAUCCUUUCAUUGGAAAACUCAUCAAUUAUACACAACCGGUGUAUGUUUGGCGAGAUGAUCCAAAUUCAAGGCAAAAUACCAUCAAGGAAAUUAUUGAUAGAGCAACAUCGAAAGAAGAUUGGCCUCAGGUAAUGAUAUUUCCGGAAGGCACAUGCACCAAUCGUUCUUGUCUGAUUACAUUUAAGUCUGGCGCUUUUUAUCCCGGAGUGCCUGUUCAACCAGUUUGCAUACGCUAUCCCAAUAAGUUAGAUACAGUUACAUGGACAUGGGAAGGUCCUGGAGCACUAAAAUUAUUGUGGUUAACGCUCACUCAAUUGAAUAGCAGUUGUGAGAUUGAAUUUUUACCAGUUUAUAAACCAAGUGAAGCUGAGAAGACAGAUCCUAAACUCUACGCAAACAAUGUUCGUCGGUUUAUGGCCGAAGCACUACAAAUUCCAGUAUCUGAUUACACGUACGAUGAUUGCAGAAUAAUAACAAAAGCACAUCAACUACAUAUUCCUCAUGCCUCAAGUCUCGUUGAGGCACACAAAUUACGCUACAAACUAGGUUUAAUAAAAGCAAAAACCGAAGAGGAAUUGGUGCAGAACAAAACAGAGAGACUUUCCACUGAGGUCGAUUUAUAUGAAUUCGCUAGAUUACUUAGACUCGAUGAUAAGGAUCUAACAACUCAACAACUUUUCAAGAUUAAUGACAGGCAUGGAUCGGGGAAAAUAGAUUUUGAAGAAUAUGUCUUCACAGUAGUAGCAGUAGCAACAGCCAAUUCCGAAUUGGAUUUACUAAAUCUUGCAUUUGAGCUAUGUAGUCCUAGUGGAAUGAAAUAUUUAAAUAUUAACGAACUAAAAAAAGCUCUCAAGCUUUCGCUUCAUAUUUCACCGGACGAUACAGAAAGAAUUUUUCUUCAAGCUAAACGAGAGGAAAACGCCGAUCGAGUCAGUUUGGAUGAUAUUUUAGUGGUAUUGAGUUCGCGUACAGAAUACUCGCACAUGUUUGUUAGCAAUAACGAUUUAAAAAGGAAAAAGACCAUUUGAGAGUGCCUGUGUCCAAAAUCACGAAGUCCUCCACUCAUACGGAAACAUCAAGAUUCCGACACUCUACUUGUGAAUAGAACAUGCUCCAAUCCCGUAUAAACUAAUGAAAAGAUUAUUAACGAAUUUUCAAAAUCUAGUGAUGCAUCAUCACUAGAAAAGUGAAUGAAAAAAAAAAAUUAUAUCCGCGGAAGAAUAAUUUUUAGUCAAUAAGUGGUACCGACCUAAUUAAUUAAUAUUAGCAAUAAUAAAAAAUAAUAUUAUUAUUAAUAUAAUAUAUAUAGAUAAAUUCGCUUUACAGAGACUUUAUUUCCCUUGAUGGGAUAAUAAUAUAGCUAUAUAUAUAUAUAUUGGUUGUUACAUAACUUAUUUUUUUUUUAAAAAAAACAUUUUAGAUUCUUGUAAAUAAUAGUCGCUAAGUAGAAAUCAUUGUUGGGUAUAUGCAAAGUUGUCACUUUUUUCUAAUCUAUAUAGAAAUCUGUUUUUGUUUUUUAAAUAUAUAAAUAUUAUUAUAAUAAUAUAUAAAAUAUGAGGAACGCUUGAAAGAAACUAUUCGUAAUUGUGUACAAAUAUAUUAGAAAUUAUUUAGAAAAGUCACUGUAAACAAAAAAGAAAAGAAAAAAACAAAAAAAAAAAAAUAUAGAGAAACUUAUUUACGAAAAGUCUCAUAAAAAAAACCAAUUUACAAUUCUUCCAUUGAUAUUAUACAAAGAAAGAAAAAAACUUUUUGUCAUUAUAUGACUAAAAUUUUAGUAUUAAUAUACAAAAUUUUUAAUUUUAUACCAAAAAUUGUAAAAAUAAAAAUUUUUUUAAUUUCUAUUAAAAUUUGAGUCAUAAAUACUAAAAUUUUAAUUUUUCAAAAAUUUUCGUAUUUAAAAACAUUAAAUUAAAAAAAAAUGAAAUUUUUAAUUUUGCAAUUAAUGUUUCUUUAAUAAAUUAAAAAGAGAAAGAGUUUUGGAUAAAUUUAAACUCAACUUCCAAAAGAGAUCUCUUCCAAAAAAAAAAAAAAAAAAAAAAUCCAACUAUCAAUACGAUAAAUUUGAAAGUAUUAGUCAAUAUACAUUUAUCUCGUUAUAAAAGAAAAUCAAAUAAAAAAAAAAAAAACGUUAUUUUUCUUUAAAAAAAGAAAAUAUUUAUGACUGUUAGAUAUACAAUGUUACAGAGAAUAAAAAGGGACAUAUUCCUUAAAAAAUUGCAAUCGAUUACCAAUAAAAAAACAAAAGAAAAGAUGUAAAAAAUCAUCUUUUACUUCAUUUUCUAUGAUAUUUUCUUUUUUUUUAAAAUAAUGUCAAUUCAAUUUAUUUUUAAUACUACACUGAAAAAAAAAAAGAUUUAAAAAAUCGGUUAUUUUAUUAUCAAAUAAAUAUUUAAUUAUUAUUUGAGCCAAUUAAAUGGUAUUUAUUUCAAAUACAGAAAUUAUUGGUUCAAAUAAAGUUUAAUUAUUUGCUUCAAAUAAAUAUUUAUUUAAUAAUAUAGUCAACACGCAGAGAAAUUUUUUAUUUAAACCAAAUAUAAUACACUGAAAGAAAAAUUUAUUUGAUUCAAAUAUUAUAUAUUUGAUUCAAAUAAGAAAUAUUUGAUUCAAGUAAAUAUUUAUUUGCUAAUAACCAAAUACACCGGUAUUUGAAUCAAAUAAAUUUUUUUUUCAGUGUAUAUUUGAGUUAAAUAAACUUAUAUUUGUCACAGUACAUUUAUUUGGUGUAAAUAAAAAUUUUAUUUGUCAUAAAUAAAAUUUUUAUAUAAAUCAAGUAAAAAUUUAUUUGCAACAAAUAAAUAUUUACUUGGCUCUUAGAAAAAUAAAUUUCUCUUGAUGAAAUAACCGAUUAUUUGAAUCAAAUAAAUUUUUUUUUUCAGUAUAACUAUUAUCAACAAACACUGUGUUUAAAAAUUAUUAAUAAACAUGCAGCAAUUAAUAAAAUUAUAUUUAAUUUAACAUAAAAAUAUAUAUUCUAUUUAAUAUAAAUUUAUUAAUUAAAAAUAUUCUUAUUUUUUUAAAUAAUUUUUUUGUUGGUGUUCUUUUUAUAUUAAACGAAUUUUUUUUUGCAAUCACGAAAAAACACAGUGUCCGGAUUGUUUUAUUAUUUAUUAUAUAUAUAUAUUUUUUUUAUAAAGAUAAAGGAUGAUGGAUCACAGGAAUUGUUUAUAAGGAAGCAGAUUAAAUAAAUCGCGAUACAGUUCAAUAAUUGCGUAUAUUGACUGCAAAAAAAAAAACUAAGUACACUCAAUGAGGAAUCCAAUUCCAAGAUAUUUAUAGUAAUUGUAAUUUUUUUUUUUUUCUUUUAGUAACACUAGAACGUGAAUGAUGUUUUCUACGUCAUAAUUUCGUAAUUUCUCUCUCACACGCACCAUCGUACAUUCAUUGUUUCGCAUAUAUACCUAGAUAACAUCAAAAUAAAUCUAUCUUUUUGUAAUAGCAAGA
This is a messenger RNA of Leptopilina boulardi, 4608 nucleotides long. RefSeq names its product lysophosphatidylcholine acyltransferase (gene LPCAT). Gene Ontology annotation, molecular function: calcium ion binding. The record is from RefSeq and is a predicted model, not a curated record. The coding region runs from base 717 to 2192 and encodes 491 amino acids. The transcript is spliced from 12 exons. NCBI's taxonomy places the organism in Eukaryota, Metazoa, Arthropoda, Insecta, Hymenoptera, Figitidae.